AAGAGGCUACUGAAAAUGACAGAUUCUAUGAAGUUCGGUCCUGAAUGGUUGCGCAAUAUGUCAGCGGAGCCUUCAGGAUCUUCCAGUAGCAAUAACGGUGGAGGAACCAAUAGCUCUCUGGCAACGCACAGCCUUAGCAACAACACGACAGCAGCUUCCUCUCGCAAUAUGUUUCCAGAGUACCGGUAUGGACGUGAAGAAAUGCUGUCAUUGUUUGAUCGGCACUGUUUGUUGCCGCAGAUUUUACCUUCGUUUAAGAAGCUUUUUGUGGACAAAGUUCAGUAUCCGCUGGCCCUGACGCCAAGCACUGAAGAGGAUAACAAUCAAACUGGGAGUAGCUCUCGUCCAGCCUGGUUGCAGCGCUCGACGGGUGGAUUUGGAACAGCUCCGCGUGGCACUGGACGUGGUGGAACAGUCGAUCGGGGCCGAAUGCGCGGAAAAUCAGUUUAUCAUCCUAUAUAUCAGCGCCCUGGUGGUUUAUACGACGAAGGUCUAUCAGCUAUGUCCAUCAAGACUGAACGAAAUUGGAACGAGCGAAAUGGAACAGGUGAUUCAGUGGCUGUUAGCACAUCACUUGGCAAUGCGGGAGGCCUGGACUGGAACGGGACACCUAGUUCGAGUCCCAGAAAAGAGUUCUCAAGUCAUCAUCGGAACAUGGAAAACUGGCGGCGAAGUCGAAACGAAGAUGGAUCUGGAGACGGCCCGAUUACAAGCAAUAACCUUUCUGGAUCGGAUGUUGCCGGAUGGAGAAGCAGUGGCGGUGGAGGAAGUACCAAUACUAGCUUUGUGGCCAACACGCACCGCUGGGGUCGGUCUACUAGUUGGCGUGACGAGGACUCCAACUUGGAUGGAUUAGCCAGUAUACAGCGCUCUAUUUCGACGGUUGGGACUGUAGAUAUUGAUCGUGAGCGAGGAGGAAGCAUCAAGACAGGAGCGGGAUUGGCUGCUGCUUCAGUCCGUCAGCCGGGCGCUAAAAACUCUCAAUUGUGGUCUGGCAGCAAUAUUGGCGGUGGUGAUACCGAAGACAAUCUUCCUGAGUGGGCUAUGGAGAAUCCAUCUGAAUUAGGUGGCACCUUUGAUUCGAGUGGCGCUUUUCACGGUGAUGCCGAUCUACAAAAGGCCAAGGCUGCAGCUGGAGAAAAGGACUCCAACGAUGCGGUAAACUCUGCUGCUUCAAACUCCGGCAACAACUUAUCUCAGACUGGGAGCAGGAAUCACACUGACGGAGACAUUGAUGGCGAUAAGGACUUCGAAGGGAAGAUAGAAUCGCACCCAAUGAAAUUCUCGGACUUGAAUGAAAGCUGUCAAUCUCCAAAAGACCCAACAGCCUCAAUUGGUGAAGCUGUCCACGGAGAUAUAUCGGAUAGAAUUAAAGAAGUGGCCGAUGAGGUGGAGAAACUGAUAAUGGACGAUGAUAAUAGAGUAACCCACAAUCAUAGAGAACCACAAAUAGAUAGCGGCCGGUUCGCAAGUACAAUGCCUGGUCUAGCAGAGAUUGAGAUGAGCAUUAAGUCGAACACUGUGGGCGACGCUGCUCUGCUUCAACAACAGCAUCCGCAUCCUCCGCAUCAUGCCAUACCUAUUGCAGUUCCGAUUUCGGUUCCCAAUUCAAGCAUUGCCCAUCCAUCACAUCAGCAUCCGAGUUUACCUUUUCCGGACCAGUUGGCUAUGCAACAUCACCACCAACUGCACCACCAACACCAUUUGACAAUGCUUCCUACAUCGCAGAUGAUGAAUUCGAAUCCUAAUGAGUUGUGGUUCUACCGGGAUCCUCAGUCUAAUGUUCAGGGACCGUUCAGUGCCAUGGAGAUGACGGAAUGGUAUCGGGCCGGGUACUUUAAUGAAAACCUCUUUGUGCGCCGCUUCUCCGACAGUAGAUUUAGGCCAUUGGGUGAGCUAAUAAAGCUUUGCCACGGCAACAUGCCGUUCUCGCACAGCCAUUUGCUGCCUUCACCGAUGGACUUGGACAAUCUUCCCAUUGGACAAAUGCCAGCCGCACUUCCUGUGCCACUUCCACUUACGCCGCGCAAGCCAUCGUCAGCUGCGCUCUCCCUCUCGUUGGGCGAACAGCAAUUGCAGCAACAACUGCAAAGAGAAGAGCUCAAAGCCAAUGUGACCGCCGCUGCAGACUCGCUGAGCGCCGCCAUUAAAGGAAAUCUGGGCGGAAAUGGCUUGGACGCAACAUCGCAUAUGCUGACAAUGCGAUUCCAGAUGCUGCAGGAUCAGUACUUGCAGCACCAGGAGUACCAAAUAGUCAAUGAGCUGUCCAAAAACGAGUGCUUUCAGCGCCUCUCUGCUGUCGAUCGGGAGUCGGUAGUACGGCGCAAGGUUCAGUUGCUCGUUCUGCCAGAGUACUUGAGCAGCCUAAGCGGGCUGAGUAACUCGCUGGCUGUACUAAAUCCGGCAGCCGGGAGCCAGUUGUACCAUGUGAUAGCUGAGCAGGGUAAAAAGGAUCAGCAGCAGCUGUUUGCCAAUAGCACAGACCAGCAGCGGCCACUAGGCAAUCUACUGGAAGCAAACAACUUUAUACACAACGCAAAGCUAAUGCAUCAGCAGGCACAGCAGGUUCAGGCUGUUUCGCAGCGGCCUGCGGACGAGGUAGCGUUGCCUGGAUCGGCUGCUGAGCCGAAUAAGCUUGAUGAUAUACAUGUCAGCGAUCUGGAUAUGCUAAAUGAAUAUAACUUGCGUAUGCUGCUGCGAGGACAACCCACCGUUGGGCAUCCGCAGCCUCCGAUACAAACUCCUGGAAGUGACAAUCCCACUGGUGGGGAUUUCAUGACCGAGUCACGAAUGCUGGCAGCGCAGAACCUGAUGAUUCCAAUGUGGCUGCCUGCUCAACAGCAAGCACCGAAUCCGAACCAGAACCCGCAAUGGUCUGGAAUGGCAAACGCAAAGGUCACUCUGUGGGACGUGGCCACUUUGGAAGAAGAGCAGAGCCAACAACAGCAGCAACUACUAGCUCAACAGCAGCAACAGAAAUUCAUGGCAGGAGCAGUGCAAGCACCAGGUGCUGGUGCAGCAGCAGCCCUUGUAACUCCCCCAGUGGAUAAUUUGGGCGCUUGUUCCCAGGCUACUGACAAUCAAGACAAUCAUUUAAAGGAGUCGCUCAGUCCAAAGCCAACACAGACUGCGAUUGCGGAUGUGGAACCACUCAAGGAUCAACAUCCAUCACAGCCUCAGGCUCAUGUCAAGCCAACUAAUAAACAGAACUUGGCUGCUAGACCGCCGCAGCAGUCGGCACCGACAAAGUUUAUUAAUGAGGAAGAGCGGCGGCGGGAGCUAGCUGAGGAAAAGCGCCGACUCAAGGAAGAGCGCAAGCGUCAAGAGGAGAAACGCCGUGCCCUGCAGGUGGAAGAACAAAAAACUCGACAAUCGCAAGAAGAAAAGGAACGACAACUGCAAAUACAAGGUCAGCGUCGGAAGGCAUUACUAGGUAGCGCACAAGCCCCAGUUCAAGGUACAGCAACAGGAAUAGCAGUGAGCACCAAGCAUGUCGUUGCCAAGCCGGGGGAUUUACAAGCAUCUACUCGUUCGGCUGCUACAUCAAUUGCGCCAUGGUCACUUCGAUCGCCGAAAGCCAACAGCGCCGCGCCUGGACUGGCUGAGAUACAAAAGGCAGAAAGAAGAGAACGACGCGCGGAUCAGCAGCGACAGCAGGAACAGUUGGACAAACAAAUGCGUGCCUCUGCAGCAGCUGCAGCCGAGGCGAACGAUGCUCUUUUAAAGUGGCAGGCAGCACCCGCUCCGGCGCCCGUUAUGAGCCUGGCUGAUAUUCAAGCAGAGGAGGCCAAGCGGUUGGCCAACGAGCUCAUGGAACAGCAAAGGCGUCGCGAAGUAGAACAGCAACAGGCUGCCAUAGCAUCAAAUGUGGGUGGCACGUGUGGCCUGUCCAACAUCUGGGGAACUGCCAAUAAGGCUUGGAAUGCAUCCACCUCUUCUUCGCUUUCAUUGUCAACAGGUACUCGUCUAUGGGAUGAUCCCAGUUCCCCGUCGGUCAAUCAAAUUAUUUUGCAACCGUCUGCCAGUGCCAGUGGCGCUGGACCAAUCACUGCUGCGGCGGUUCUAGUCGCUGGUCUGCAUUUGGCGGAAAAACAUAGCAUACACGCACAGCCAAAAUCGACAACUGUCUUAGAAUCACCGCGGAAUUUGCGGAAGAGCCAGACCUUGCCGAGCAUGCAGAAUGUGGCAAAAACGACCAAAGCUGUUGGUGGACAGCUUCAGGAGAAGAACAAAACGAGUCAGGUAAGGCCGAAUCCCAAAGCGGCACCUACGGCGGCAGAAGAAAAGGACAAGGAUAGAAAAUCGAUUGGUAAGGGGUCCAUAGACCAGGCCAGCAAUAAAGUUAAUGAAUAUGAAAACGAGUUUACUAGCUGGUGUAUGAGAAGCUUGGACAAUAUGACCGCCAAAGUGGAUGUACCCACGUUUGUUGCAUUUUUGCAGGACUUAGAGGCACCAUAUGAAGUGAAGGACUAUGUGCGCAUAUACCUUGGCGACGGAAAAGAAUCUUCGGACUUUGCCAAACAAUUUUUGGAGCGGCGCAGUAAAUACAAGAGUUUGCAGCGUGCUCAAAACGCGCACAAUGAUGAUAUGUGCAAGCCCGCUCCGGCUAUAACACCAUCAGGAAACGAUAAUACCGAAAGCAAGAACAAGCAGAAGAAAGUCAAGAAGAACAAAAUGACUAAGUUGGACGCACGAAUUCUCGGUUUUUCGGUAACCGCUGCUGAGGGUCGCAUUAAUGUUGGCGUUCGGGACUAUGUCGACGGACCAUAACCACUCCGCAAGCGGCAACGACAACCUCAAGUUUUUUAUAUAAUGAGAAACCCUAUUAAAUAUAGAUUUGAAUUGAAGGCCGGCUAAUAAUUGGACUUAACCGUUGUUCAAAAUAAAUCCGUAUAUACAUGUGUAACUAACAUUCGUGUACCCUAA
Drosophila persimilis is the source of this 4926-nucleotide messenger RNA. RefSeq names its product GIGYF family protein CG11148 (gene Gyf). The record is from RefSeq and is a predicted model, not a curated record. The transcript is spliced from 8 exons. The coding region runs from base 16 to 4770 and encodes 1584 amino acids. Gene Ontology annotation, molecular function: protein binding. NCBI's taxonomy places the organism in Eukaryota, Metazoa, Arthropoda, Insecta, Diptera, Drosophilidae.